AUGGCAAAAGUAAUAGUACAAAUCAUCGUUUUAGGAACGCAGAUCGUAGGCAAAGCCUUUGUCGAAGCAUAUAAACAAGCCGUAGCAAACGCGGCGGCCGGAGGUAGUGCCACGUCACGAAUGGGAAAAGAUACAUUGUCAAGACGAACAGGAAUGUCAUUAGAAGAAGCAUAUCAAAUAUUAAAUCUAAAAAGGGAUGUCACAAAUCUUUCAAAGAAUUAUGAGCAUUUAUUUAGAGUAAAUGAUUCAUCCUCUGGUGGAUCAUUUUAUUUACAAUCAAAAGUUGUAAGAGCCAAGGAAAGGAUUGAUAUGGAAUUGGCGGAGGCCAAGAAGGAGAACAAAAAUCCACAAGAUAUCAAUGAACAAUCAUCAUCACAAUCAGCUUCUACAGGUUUCCCCGAUUCUUUUCCUAUUUCAUCGGAAAGGUUAAACUUUUUAAAUCGGUUUAAAACCGAAAGGUUAGGCAACAUGCGUCCUUUCAAUGAGUUUUUUGAUAAAGAGAGGAUUUCUAAACCAAAAGGCAUGGGAGGAUUAAAUUUCAUUCGUAAAUUAGAGGAACCAUUUGUUUUUCAACAGUAUGUUUUAACUCAAAAACAAUUGUAUACUGGACUUAUUGUAAUUUCUAUUCCUCUUUUAUGGAUAUCUUCUGCUGGUUCAACUAUAUUUUGGAUAGUUGGAGCUUCUGCAACGAUGGUCUUGGGUCAUGCUUCAUUUCUUGAACCAGGUGUCGAUAACGACGGAAGUUCAAAAGUAUUAUUGGAUUUUCGGAGGAAAUUAAUAAAAAGAAGCUUUACCAGUACAAAUAUUGUUAGAGCGGCUCAAGAAGAAAGUGUUAUUUCGACAGAAAUAGGUAAAUCUGUACAGCCAACAAGAAAACCUAUCGGCGGGUUCCGUGGAGGUCUAAUUGGAUUUUUAGUGGGGUUAACGAUUGCAGGAGGAGCAGGAUAUUAUUAUCUUUUAGAUGAAUAUCAUGCGGCAUCCAAUAUUUUAUUAAGUUCUGUUGAAGAACUUCAAAAAUCUACAAACAAGGUUCGUGAUUAUACUCAAAAAAUUGAUAGAAUUGAAUCGGAAUUGAAAGCCCUUCAAAAUAAUGCCGCUACAACUGAUCAAAUUAAGGAAUUAAGGGGGGAAAAUCGAAAAUUAUAUGAUGUGCUUAAUUUACAACACCUUGAAUUAAAGGGUUACGUAUAUGGUAUAGGAAAUAACUUUCUGAGAAAGUUAAGUCCAUUUAUACCAAGUCGGCUUCAUUUUCCAAAGGGGCCAAUAAAUGAGGAAAGCCUCGUUAUAUUUGUGUCCGAUUUCUUUAAUAUUCACGGUAGCAUUCGAGCUCUUAAUCGUCCAAUAAGGGUUUCAUCAGAUACAUUUCAUCCUAGUCCUGUUGCAAACAGAGUGGGAAGAAGAAGAAAAAUUGCCCCUGACCUCGCAAUAUCUCCAACUGUUUUGUAUGUCCCAAAACCUGCUGUUUCUCAUCCGGGACCUCCUCCAAGCGAUUCAAAUGGUAACUCGCAUGCCAGGAUAGUAGUAGAACUAGCUAAUUAUCAAUACACCAGUUCCUGGAUAGCAAAGUGUCAAUUGUGGAUGCAAGAUGUUUAUGUCCGCUAUGUUUUUGGCAUCAAGCUCCAUAAACCAAAGGAUGUAAGAGACAACCAAGGUCGAAAGUACAGAGCAAUGACAGCUAGGCUUUGGACUCAAGGAGCAGGAUUUCAGGAAUGGGAUUUUGGGUCUAUUCCAAAAAGUGCCCAUAUCAUUCCAAAUCAACCUAUCCCCACUAAUGGAUGUACUGGUCCAGGUCUCGCAGGGUUUAUAAUCAAUAUUCCAGUUAUUGAAGUUUUCUUCAAUCCGCCAACCAAUGCACCUCUUUCUGGAUAA
Funneliformis geosporum is the source of this 1869-nucleotide messenger RNA. The record is from the annotation of a GenBank genome assembly. Lineage: Eukaryota; Fungi; Glomeromycota; Glomeromycetes; Glomerales; Glomeraceae.